AUGGUGUCCUUUUGGCCCUUCAAGAGCGACGACUCGUCGCCGGCCUCUUUCGAAAAAGCGCUGUCGGCCCUCUCGAAAAGGAUCACAACCACCCAGUCUCGCCUAGAAUGGACACGCCUGCGGUCUCGCAAGAUCAAGGUGCUGGGAACCCUCUACACCUCGUUCGCCUACCUCGUCAGCGUCAUUGUCCUUCUCCUGGUUGUGGGAUAUCCUAACUUGGGGCCCUGGGAAUGGACCGGCAUGGCUGGCGGGCCUGUCUUCAUCUAUACGACGCGCGUCGUCAUUACGGGCUAUUACAACUUCCGCAUCGAAGGUCUCGAGGCGAAGCUCAAAGCUUUGCAAGAAGAGCGCGGCAAGACGAUCCAGAAGCUCAAGGAUGCGACAAAGUACGACUCCACCAUGGAGCUGAUUGAGAAAUACGGCGGCCCCGACGGCAGACCACGAAGCAGGCAGCAGGAGGCGCCCGAGGACUCGUCGGAUGCGAAAAAGCCUCAGCCUCAGCAGGGAACUUGGACCAUGCCCGAACGCAUUCACAUCUCCCCUCCCCCGACAGCCAACAUCCCCCGACGGGAAUUCUCUCCCGCCUCGCUUGCCCCCAGCAGCCGGCCCGUUACGCCCCUCGCGCAGAGCGUCGCCUCGUUCGACACCACGGCCGAAUUCGCACCCAAUGCCUUUGGCCAUGCGCUUCCUCCUCGCCCCCAGUCAGCGCAGAGCCAGAUGUACAGCAUCCCGCCACCGCCGACCCCCUCCGAGCCUCAUUGGUACGAUCGCAUCUUCGACGUCCUCCUGGGCGAGGACGAAACCGCCCCCAAGAACCGCAUCGUGCUCAUCUGUAGAACGUGUCGCCUGGUCAACGGGCAGGCACCCCCCGGCACCAAGAGCUUGGGAGAGCUGGGCAUGUGGAAGUGCAUGGCUUGCGGGACGCCCAACGGCGAAAUGGAUGAAGGGAAGCGCAUCGUAAGAGAAGUCCUCAAAUCACAAGAGAAAGAAAAGGACACGAGCUCGAGCAAAGAGCCAACGACGCCGGAGACUGACGUUUGUGACCUUCAAGACGAGGACGCAAGCCGGGAAAACGGGCUCUCAAGUUCCCAAGCCGACGGGCCAGCCGCUGCAGUCAAGGCCAGGAGAUCAGCGCGAAGUAAGAAGUAAGUGGCUGCGGAUGACUCUGCAACGGGGCAGGCGUAUUGGUUUUUUGCAGGCUCGAAGAAAGGCCUAGGUUAGGAAACUCGGGGGGGUUGUGGGUUUUUUUCAUGGGCAGGGAGGAUGGGAAAAAAGAAAAGAUUCAAAACAAGAAGAAACUCGAUGAGGCAAGGAGAAAGAGAAAAGAAGAAGAGAAAACAAAGGGCUCGGAGGAAGGCGUACUGUUUGCAGUGAUAUCUCCCCGCAUGGUUUUGCUUGCUUUUUUUUGCUUUUUUGGCUGGUUGUAUUAUCUCCUUUUCUUUUUUCUCUCAUACGACUGCUUCACGCAGCUUUCCUUUGUAACGGAGUCUUUUUUCUUGCUUUCCUUUUUCUUUUUCUUCUUCUCUCUCUAUGCUCUAAAGCAUCUUACCUUGAUAUUUUCGAGGUUUUAUCCUAGGUAUUGGCCGACUCUACCUACCUAUCUUUACCUACCUUUGCUGUACUAUACCUAUCACUUACCUUCCUCCCUUCAAUAACCUACCUAUCUAUCUAACCUAACUCUACUAUUGGUUGUUUGGCGGUGUGGACACGGGAAACAUGAAGAUAUACGUGCUUGAUAUAACCGUACAGGGAAGAGAGACAAGAGAGACAAGAGAGACGAGAGUGAGAAAGACAAAGAUGGGAAAGGAAACUCGGCAUUGAAAUCGGCAAGACAUGUAUGAUUGUGUAUUUAACAGGCCAUUGGUUUGUUUGUUUGUUUGUUUGGCUGUCUGUUUGUUUGGCUAUUUAUCCCUUCAUUGGAUGGCAUCCUGAGUCGCUACAAGGCAUCAUGACCAGAUAGACAGGACAGGAUAAAAGGUAGUAGCACACGACUUGUUUGAAAUUGGUAGCUAUGAUGAAAAAAGACAUCAUCACAUUGCAAGUCUAUCUAUCGUCGCCGUUUCGACACAUCUCAAAAUUGUGAUGGCUAGCUCCCCGCCAACUUUUUUUGUGAUUUUUUCUUGCUUUUGUCGCUUUCUUCCUUGUUUCAUAAGGGAAUCAUUUUUCAUAUCUACCUUGACUUCGGAAGGCUGCCCAGGGCAUUUUCGAUUAUGCCGGGCCACCAAUCUUCUACCAUCCAUUUCAUUAGUUGGCGGCGUAGUAUGGUCCAAAAAUACUUGCGCAACAUGGCUUGAUCCAUGGCUCCUGUCCGUCUAUAGGGCUCCAAACUCAUCGCUUGCGGACCUCGGUGGCCCAGCCGUCAAUCCCCUCUCCGCGGCUGCCAACCUCAAGCCCCUCAAUCUUAACGCCCUUCAUGCCAGGCGUGUCGUCCAGCCACGGAUGUCCUGCCAUGCCGCCGGCGUUAGCGCGCUUCUCUGGCACGAGCUCCAGCAUCGGAGUCAAAAAGGCCGAGAUGCGCUUAGCCUCGUCCUCUUUGAAAUGAUAUUUCUCUCUCAGGACAUCCGGCAGAGCCCAGUGCCUCAGCCUAUGAAUGUUCCGGAGCUCUCCCUUCCUGUUGAAUAUCUCCUGACUCCAUUUGCCACUGAGGCACAGUGAGCGUGGGAAGGGUCCCAGCAGCUCAAUGAUCUGCGCGAUGUGAUCGUCGUCCUUGCCAUACUUAGUGCCUGACUGA
Molecule: messenger RNA, 2731 nt
Organism: Trichoderma virens Gv29-8
Lineage: Eukaryota; Fungi; Ascomycota; Sordariomycetes; Hypocreales; Hypocreaceae
Exons: 3
Coding region: 1-1149 (382 amino acids)
Biological process (GO): endoplasmic reticulum tubular network organization
Cellular component (GO): endoplasmic reticulum tubular network
Source: RefSeq, a predicted model, not a curated record